CUGUUGGGGUUUUCUUCUCUGAUUUUUCACUACACAGAGUUCAGAGUUACUGCACUGGUUUGGUGAACCUCAACCAUUUCUAUGGCGGUUUCAGUUUCAUCUUCUGAGGAAAGUAAUUGGGGCCAAAGGGUAUCGGAAAAGGUUCUUUCUUUCUACGCUUCUCUUCCCAAAAAGGGCAAACCUCAAGGCCGUGAAGUCACUGUUUUGGCUGCUUUCCUUCUCUCUUCUCCUUCCAACGACUUGAAGGUUGUUGCAAUUGGAACGGGAACAAAGUGCAUUGGGCGCUCUCUCUUGCGAACUUGUGGUGAUGUUGUUCAUGAUUCGCAUGCUGAAGUCAUUGCUCGAAGAGCUUUGAUGAGGUUCUUCUAUACACAGAUUCAACAUCUUACAGAAACUAAUGGUAACCACGGACCUACCAAUGGAGGCAAACGGUUUAAAUUUGAUGAUGGUAACUUGCCAUUUGAGUUAGAUACAGGGUGUCUUAAUAAAGCGAAAUAUACUUUGAGGAAGGAUUGGAAAUUACAUAUGUACAUAUCACAGUUACCAUGUGGAGAUGCUACACUGAGUUCGGUUGUCUCGCCUUUGGAAACUGUUCCUUUAGGAGAAAGAGAUUCAACUUCACCUUUGGACAACGCUUUAAACCAACAGGGGAUGGUCCAGAGGAAGCCGGGUCGUGGUGAUACGACGUUGUCAGUUAGUUGCUCUGACAAGAUAGCUCGUUGGAAUGUUGUUGGUGUUCAAGGAGCAUUGCUUUCCUACUUUCUUCAACCUGUAUAUCUUUCUUCAAUCACUGUUGGUCUUCCCAUUAACAGUCCCGGGAAUUUUCAUUUUGAGGAUAACUUGAAAAGAGCUUUGUAUGAACGUAUCCUACCCUUAUCAAGUGAACUGACAUCUCCAUUUCUGGUGAACCAGCCGACACUUCACGCCGCACCAGUACCACCAAAGGACUUUCAGCAAUCUGAGAGUGCUGCCAACACCUUAACAUGCGGAUAUUCUAUAUGCUGGAAUGAAUGUGGGUUGCAUGAAGUCAUCCUGGGAACCACUGGAAGAAAGCAAGGCACCUCUGCAAAAGGGGCACUCUACCCUUCUACACAGUCAUCUUUAUGCAAACAGAGGUUGCUGGAGGUUUUCUUGCCACUGAGAAGGGAAAAAUUGAGCAGUUCUCUGGCCAAUGGGAUUACCUACCGAGAACUUAAGGAUGGAGCUGAAGAAUAUAAUUUGACUUCCAAAAUUUUCAAAGGGAAGCCACCUUUUAACAGGUGGUUCUUGAAACCCUUAGAUUGUGAGGCAUUCCCCAUUUCAGAAUAAUACAUUUACUUAUCUGUCUAAACUCCAUCUUUGGUUAUGUCAUCCAACUUCUGUAAUAUGAGAAUGUUGCUCAAUUGGACAUGGUUGCACAUCCUAAGAGACAGAGGGGUAGAAUAGAAGUUUCAUGAAUCAAAAAAGGGGUGGUAAGAUGAAAAGUGGAGGGGGAUGUUUAGGAAAUCAUUGUCCAGUGUAGGAGACUGAUGGUUAUGAAGUCUGUAUUUUUGGGCCAACAAGGACUUGAUUAUCUAUUUCUUUCAUGAUUGUCAAAUGAAUCCGAAUUAUCACUAUUGGAAACUCUUGGGGGUAUUUCUUUUAGGGUUAAAUAUGUUUUUGGUCCCUUAACUUUCAAUG
Molecule: messenger RNA, 1659 nt
Organism: Vigna unguiculata (cowpea)
Lineage: Eukaryota; Viridiplantae; Streptophyta; Magnoliopsida; Fabales; Fabaceae
Product: denosine deaminases acting on tRNA
Biological process (GO): RNA processing; adenosine to inosine editing
Cellular component (GO): nucleolus; cytoplasm
Molecular function (GO): tRNA-specific adenosine deaminase activity; adenosine deaminase activity; double-stranded RNA adenosine deaminase activity
Source: RefSeq, a predicted model, not a curated record